AUGGAGGAGGUGGUGAAGAAACGGCCAAUUAUCUCUGCUAGAGAAAGAGGCCCGGGCCCUGGACGAUACGCUCUGCCCUCUACAGUUGGCUACAUCAACCAUGACUUCACCAAGCCCAGCAGCCCCGCCUACACUUUCCACAGCCGUAUGAGCAGUGCCAUGGUCUCUGUGGACUCCAGCCCAGGACCAAGGUACCACAUUGAUGCCAAAGUCACCCGAUUUGGCCGAAUAGACACCCCAUCUUACUCCAUUUUGGGCAGAGGGAGGCGCACAGGUGAGCCCUUCCAGACUCCAGGGCCAGGUGCCUACAGCCCAGAGAAGGCUCCACCGCUCAACUCUCACCGCAGACCACCAUCCUACACCAUCAGCACACGCACCAGAUAUCGCUCUGUGGAUGCUGUGCCAGCACCCAACAGCUACAUUCUUCCUAAUGUGCUGGGCUGUCAGGUUCCCCACAAACCCUCCAGUGCCAGCUACAGCUUCUCAGGCCGGAGGAAGGUCGGAGCUCCCUCUGAAGACCUCUCCAAGAGCCCCGGACCAGGAAAAUACAAUAGCACCAACCCGGACAUUUACCGCCAGCGUCAGCCCUGCUUCUCCAUGCAAAGGAGGACUAAGAAGCCAAAUUGUUCCUCUGUUAUUCCUGGCCCAGGCACGUACAGUCCAGAGAAGUUUCAUGUGCACCUUCCCAAAGCACCGUCCUUCACUCUGGGUGUCAGGCACUCUGAGUUUGUCACCCCACUUGUGGUGGAUGUGAUUGACUGA
Thunnus maccoyii (southern bluefin tuna) is the source of this 762-nucleotide messenger RNA. RefSeq names its product outer dense fiber of sperm tails 3-like 2a (gene odf3l2a). The coding region runs from base 1 to 762 and encodes 253 amino acids. The transcript is spliced from 5 exons. NCBI's taxonomy places the organism in Eukaryota, Metazoa, Chordata, Actinopteri, Scombriformes, Scombridae. Gene Ontology annotation, cellular component: cytoskeleton. The record is from RefSeq and is a predicted model, not a curated record.